Plectropomus leopardus (leopard coralgrouper) is the source of this 2418-nucleotide messenger RNA. Lineage: Eukaryota; Metazoa; Chordata; Actinopteri; Perciformes; Serranidae. The record is from RefSeq and is a predicted model, not a curated record.
AUGUUCUGCUUCAUACUUCACUUGACUGCACUCAGCCUUCUGGCAGGUGCAGCUGCAACAAAUCAGGCAUUCACCAGUUUUGGGGAAAUUAACAUCAACUCGUGUCCCAUCACCUACUAUGGACAGAAGUAUGACAAAGUCUAUGUGGCCUUCCAUGUCAACACAUUUGCAGUUUGCUUUAACGGUCUGUACAAACCCGGAAUCAGAAAUGACUGUAUUUUGAUGUCUGGAGGGACGGCUGACAGAGGCGACCUCGCAGUGCUCACUAGAGAAAUACCCACUGGAUCUGGAGUUCAUAAACUUCUGCCAAACCUGAAGAACGCCGGGAAAUGUGUCAACAUAAUCCCAUUAAAAGACAGCCAACAAUAUGAAAUUGAACAGGUUGAACUUGGCAAUUUUGGGGCGCAAGCGAUUCUGGCAAUCAAGACUUAUUCUGGGUACCUGAAUGAGGCAGAUGCUCAAGUCAAUGGCCUCACAGUUUCUAAACAGAUAUUCCAGACAGCUGACACAAGUAAUGGUGUCAUCACAGACGUGAGCGGAUGCAGACUGUCAGGUGUUGCCUUUAAGACAAAUACAACAGUGAGGGACCCAAAAAUCUGCUCAACUGUAACCUGUGAUGUAAGUGGAGUUGCUACUGCGAUCAGUGAUUGUGGUCCCAUGGAGCGUUGCCGGGGUGACGGGAGGUGCAUGCUGAACACCAUGUGCAUUGUGACCGGUUCUACUGUCAUCAGUUUCACUGGCAGAGUUGAGUCUGUCCCGGACCGGUGUGGGUACACUCUGAUGAAGCCUUCAUCAAUCCCUGGCUUCCAGGUGCUGGGGUUUUUUCAGGAAAGACGCCGUAAAGAUGUUAGUUUUUUGGACCGCGUGAUACUGCAACUGGAUGAGACGGGGGUCCAGAUUUCCCUGGAACAAGGUGGCAGAGUUCGGCUGGAUGACAAAGUGCUGACGCUAAACACCUCAGCUCAGGUGGUCCGCGGUGUGGAGCUCUCCAGGGACCACACAGGAGUGACUGCUAAGAUAUCAGCCUCCAACUACACCGUUUCUGUCCACUUUGAUGGCUUCACCGCACUAAUGCACAUGACAGGACCAGGUGGAGCACCCGUGCACGGUUUAUGUGGCAAUUCCAGCAGCUCUUUGAUUGAAAACAGGGUUAAUGAACACUCAGCCACCAGCUGUGAGAUCCAGUAUGAUGAUGCUGCUGACAUUACAAUCAACUGCAACACUACAACUGAAUGGUGCAGUCUCCUGAAGCAGGCUCCCUUCACUGCUUGCAACAAGCACAUCAACCCUGAGCCCUUCAUAACUGCCUGCAAACACACUUUGUGCAGAUACCCUGCAGUGGAUGGUCUCAGGUGUCAGUUCCUGGAGACCUACGCCAGGGUCUGCAGCCACCAGAACAAUAUCACUGUGGAGAGCUGGAGGCCAAAGACCCGCUGCCCUGCUGUUGCUCAGGCCUUCUGCCACAACAGGUUCUGCAGUGCACAUGAGUUCUGUGGUGAGAGCAGAGGUGGGAGACCCAGCUGCCUCUGUCGGGCCAUUUUUGCCUCCAAGUAUAGGUCGGCAAGCACUUUUGGUGAGCCGACAGUCUGCGAGUACAAGUCUGCUUCACUAACUCUGGCUAAUUGCCUCCUGGAGGAAAAAAGCAUAGACUACUCUGUCUUACACCUCAAUGACGAGGUCUGCAAAGGUGAACUGGACAACCUGACCCACAUGGUGACGUUCAGCUUUAACAGCGGCAAAACUUGUGGUACAGUAGUCAUGGCAAACACCAGUCAAAUUAUCUACAAGAACACCAUCAUGACACGGAACAUCUCCACGUUCGGCUUAAUCAACCGUCACAGCCCCGUGCAUAUCGACUUCUCCUGCUAUUAUAGUCAGCCAGAUAUCAAGAGCUUGGCCAUCAAACUCAAACACAGCUCUGUGGUCCAGCAGAUUACUUCUGGAAGAUGGAAUUACAGUCUCACCAUGAAGGCCUACACCAGCGCUGACCGCAUGAACGCUAUCGAAGCGAGCACCGACAUCCAAUUGGAUGAGAAAAUCUGGGUGGAGCUCAAGUCGGAAGGGCUGGAUGAGAAAAUGGUUGCUUUGGUGACUGACUCCUGCUGGGCAACCGAUCAGCCUUCGCCAAGUGAAGGCUUGAGAUACGACCUGGUCAUCAAAGGCUGCCCUAACCCUGCUGAUCAGACAGUGGAAGUGGAGGGCAAUGGACUGGGAACGUCCAGCUCCUUUUCUUUCAACGCGUUCCAAUUCUCCGGCAAGACUGGUGAUGUCUUCUUGCACUGCAGAUUAGAGCUGUGUGUCAGGAGUGGUAGUGCCUGUGUCCCGAGGUGCGGCCAGACUAAAAGAAGACGUAGAUCUGCCGUGUCAAAAUAUGAGGAUGAAAAUCCAGCUUUCAUCACCAUGGUCUGGACUUUUUAG